AUGUUCUCCAGUACCGUGGCCCGUCCACUACAGCUGGCCACCCGGUUCAUGCAGUGGGCCAGUGCAGUCAUCGUGAUGGGUAUCACUUCAUACUUCAUCCACAAGGGACCUCGCGGCCAGCACACUAUCUACUGGGAAGUCAUUUCGACCAUGUCUGUUGUCUUCUUCCUGCCCGCCUUCAUCUCGCCGUUCAUGCCCAAUGCCCUAAGCAAGUUUGUCCUGAUCAUCGAUGUCAUCUUCUCGUACCUCUGGCUCACGGCUUUCAUCUUUGCCGCACAAGACUACAACUGGCACAACUGCGCCUUCAACUCUCCCCCCGGCCUGUCCUGCUCUAAGAAGAAGGCCAACGAAGCCUUCAUCUUCCUGACCUUCAUCUUCACCUUCUUCGCCAUGUUCCUCGAAGUCGGUGCGCUCUGGGCCUACCGUCGCGAGAGCACCCCUGUCCGGGAGAAGAACACUGGUGGCGCUCACGGCGGUCCUGCUGACGCGCCUCUGGCCACAGCCUAG
This is a messenger RNA of Aspergillus eucalypticola CBS 122712, 507 nucleotides long. RefSeq lists its product as uncharacterized. The coding region runs from base 1 to 507 and encodes 168 amino acids. Lineage: Eukaryota; Fungi; Ascomycota; Eurotiomycetes; Eurotiales; Aspergillaceae. The record is from RefSeq and is a predicted model, not a curated record. The transcript has 3 exons. Gene Ontology annotation, cellular component: membrane.